Talaromyces proteolyticus is the source of this 1562-nucleotide messenger RNA. RefSeq names its product ribosomal protein L1p/L10e family-domain-containing protein. NCBI's taxonomy places the organism in Eukaryota, Fungi, Ascomycota, Eurotiomycetes, Eurotiales, Trichocomaceae. The transcript has 2 exons. The record is from RefSeq and is a predicted model, not a curated record. The coding region runs from base 158 to 1318 and encodes 386 amino acids.
GACAGUUUUUGCCUCAGGCUCCAAUUGAUGACUCACCAGACCAAUCACCAAUGGCAAUCCCACCGAUGACCCACCCGGCGCCAAGCCCGUUUCCAACGAUUAAUUUUUUUUCUCAUAUCGCGAGAGUCGUGAUAUCUGAUAACCACGAACAGCAAAAAUGGUUUCAGCAACAGGACCUCUUACCACGAAAGUGGCGUCGGGGACACCUUACCAGCUUGACAACAAUCAAGUGCAACGAGCCUCGACCGCUCUUUUGAAAUAUAUGAAAUCGCAGCAGAAAGAACUGGAAGAGACGUCAACGAAAAAGACCCUCAUUGGAGAUAACGAUGAUUCCUCUGAUGAGGAAGAUGUCCCGUCCGUCAAUGAGCCUGUUUGGCUUGUCAUGACGACGAAGAAGCACGUGGUCGACAAGAAUCGUCUAAAGCCCGGCAAAAUCAGCAUUCCACACUCUCUCAAUAGUUCGCCUUCUCUCAACAUCUGCAUAAUCACUGCCGAUCCCCAAAGAGCGUUCAAAGAUAUCGUUGCCGACCCUUCAUUCCCAUCCACCCUGUCCUCUCGCAUCACCAAAGUCAUUGGUUUCACAAAACUCAAGCAACGCUACAAGAGCUUUGAGAGCCGUCGACAAUUGCUCUCCGAACACGACGUCUUCCUAGCCGAUGACCGGAUAAUCACUCGCCUUGCUGUGACUCUAGGCAAAACAUUCUACAAGUCGAGCAAACGCCCGAUUCCCAUCCGCAUUGAACAGGUGGACAAGGUGGAUGGAAAGCGAGUCAAGAAGGACACAAAGAAGUCAUCGAAAGAUGAGUCUAAUGCUACUUUUGCAUCCCCGCUGGUGGUUGCCAAGGAGAUUGAGAAAGCGCUAAACUCCGCGUCUGUUCACCUUGCACCUGCCGCCACGACAGCUUUACGCAUCGGAACCAGCAGCUUUACACCUGACCAAUUGACAGAGAACGUAAAGGUGGUCGUCGAUGGACUGACAGGAAAGUUCAUCACCAAGGGCUGGCGCAACGUGAAAGCGAUUCAUAUCAAAGGCCCCACGACAAUGGCCAUGCCGAUUUGGCUGGCUAGCGAGCUGUGGGUAGACGAGACGGAUGUCUUGGAGAAUGUUGAGAAGGAUACAAAUCAGAUCGAAAGCGAGAAGGGUGAGAAGAGAAAGAUCACUGCUGAAGAGGAUGUCCAGCAGAAGACAACCAAGAAGUCUAAGAAAUCAAAAGCGCCCGUGGAUGAGGACGACACUGCCAGGAACGAGAAGCUCCGUAAGCAGAAGGCUAAAGCGCUUGACGAUGGCACUACAUCACCCAGCGCAAAGAGGAAGUGAUAAAUCAGCCAUCCAAUUUGGCAGGCUUCGUAAUUUGCAUGGCUUAUGCGGCGUCCAAAAGAAUUCGUACUCGGGAGUUUUUGUUUGCUACGAAAUGUAUUUGAUAUGUUGAUACCGGCUGUCUACAGUAUUAAUUGGUUUUCUGUCAUGCUAGACGUCGUCCUGCUCUACUGGUGUAGAAUGUAAAACUUCUUGGCGCUUAAUGUGGCUGGAAAAAUCUUUGUUCCGGCGAAAGCACGGAUGA